This is a messenger RNA of Miscanthus lutarioriparius, 1488 nucleotides long. NCBI's taxonomy places the organism in Eukaryota, Viridiplantae, Streptophyta, Magnoliopsida, Poales, Poaceae. The record is from the annotation of a GenBank genome assembly.
AUGGAAGCCGAGCUGAAGCUGGUCACAGCCCUAGAGAGCCUGCCCUUCUCUUGUCUUCAAAUAAAUAUCUCUAGGGUUUCCACCUCUAGCCAAGCCGCCGCCCAGAUGGCCAGAUCCGAUCCCCACCUUCCAGAUCUCACCAAGGCCUCGUUCUCCGCCCAAAGGUUGCUCAAGAUCCCUCCACCUAUCUAUCUCCACGCCGAUGAUCCGGGCUCUCCUCCUCCUGGGUCGAUCCUCCUCGACCCGUACGGCUACCUCAGCGACCAACGGCACCACCGCCGAGGGCUUCACGGAGGACGGUCGUACCAUCCUGGUCACCUUCUGGGUGGCCAGCCCGCCGCGCGUCUCCUACUUCACUUUCGAUUGCUCCGACUUCUAGCCCUUCGUGUACGGCAACUUGCCCAAGGCCGUCCACUCGGAGGACGACCUCAUCCUGUUCCGUUUCCCCAUCGUCACCAUCAGCCGUCGAGACGACGACCAAUGUCUCCUCAACAACGAGGACCACCAGUACUUUGUCUACCAGGGCGGCACCAUGACACGCCGCCGUCACUAAAUCUGGUACCUAUCCUGGACGACCUAGAGUUCAGUGACCACGAGGCUGUGCUUCUGCGUUGCCACGACCAAGAUAUGUUCUACCUCGCCCUGCUUGUUAGGGUCUCCGAUUUUAAGUACGACGACGAGCAGUAUGAUCUCCACCUGUACAACUCCAAGACAGGAACAUGGAACACCAAGUUGACGCAUAUUGAUUAUGAUUAUUCACCCAAGGAGAAUUUCAAUUUUGCAUAUCCAAACGCUGUCCUAACCAUAGGAGGUGAGUCCGGUUCAGUGGGCUGGGUCGACCUCUGGCGGGGCAUCCUUAUCUGUCACCUUCUUCUCCCGGACAACCAUAUUCUUUGCUACAUCCCACUACCGUUGCCACAGGUGCCCAAGCCGCUCAGGGGUUAUGCCCGCUAUUCUUGGAACAUCAUGGUUUUUGGAGAUCACAUCAAGUUUUUCGAGAUGGUCAGACCAAGCUCUGACACUGGACGCAUCUGCGACGCUGAAGAUUUGGUGGCUGCAACAAAGAAAAUGAAAAUUUCAGACAUUGGUUCUAGGAACGUCUGGGAGGAGGAAUGUGCUGUCAAUAUUUCUGAGAUCCCAGUGGACAGCCUGGAGUUUGCCCAAAUGCUGCCUAGUCUGAAACAUGUUACAGAUACAAAGGACAAGGCAUUGGUGAUUGCAGUUGAUAUGAAGAACAAGACUAUAAAAGAUGUGGCUUAUUUUGGCUCUGGAAGGUAUCUUGGUUACAAUCACACCUACCUUCAAAGUGGGAUCUCGAAGUAUCUGGACAUUUGGUCCUCCUCCAGAACUAAUAUGAUUUCCAUUAAACACACUAAGGAGCCAAAUAAUUCUUGUAGUUGGCUUAUUUCUCAGUUCUACAUACCAUUUCUCAGUUGUCCAAUUGCCAUUCUGGAUUAUUGCCAGAAAUGUGAGAAUGUGCACCAAUGA